AUGGAUUCGCAAACUUAUCAACACCACGCGCAUGCGCAUCCACAACACCCACAUCAACACAGUCACGCUCUCCCCUCCCUCUCCCCGACCGAUAUCUUCAAUGGCCUGGAGCUAGCCACGCUGAUGACCACCACUACCUCUGUCCAGCCGGGUCCUCGUCUCUACAAAUCGCGGAAGUAUAGGCCGUGUGACUUUUGUCGCGCAAGACAAGUGGCAUGCAAGAUAAACAACUCCCCGCCAUGCCAGCUAUGUUCCUCCCAUGGCCGGGAAUGUACGUUUGUGGAACGGCCAAAGAAGAAGAGGAGACCCAAUGCUCCCAACGGCGAGUCAAGCGGGUCAGCAACAACAGGACAAGGUAGAAUAUCCAACUUUCAUGCCGCAAGACCACAACUGGAUAUAUCUGACUAACACUCAUUGCUCAGCUCCCUUGCAGAACUUCGAUGUUGGUGCGGCCCAAUUGAGUCCAGGCUUUCUCACCCAAUUUAAUCAUGAGAACUCCUUCAAUGCCUUGAAUGGGGAAAAUGGGCUGGAGCAACAAUCCUCUCCGACCCAGUUACAACAAUUACAGGAUGGACCACCCAUAUACAACAUGGACCCGAGUUUAUACAUGAUGCAAGGUGGCGUGCGAGUGCGUCCGUUGGACUCACAAUUGACGAGGUCGGCAAGAUUCAUAGGGGAAACAGGAGAAUCGAAUCCAUACCUUCUCCGCCACUAUCAUUAUGAUGAUAACGACGAAUGUACAGUAUCAAAAAUCACUUACCGAAGGAUCAAGAGCAGUUCGGGUCAGAAUGGAAUGCAAGAUGAGAAGGGAGAGCCUCCGGUGGUGUUUAUGCUGGCCGACGACAGCCUCGCCCAAAAAGGCGAACCUCGAGUGGAAGACGAAACUUUGGCAAAGAUUCGUACAGAUGUCACAAAAAUGUUUAGUGAGCAAGAAGCUCUUCGACUGAUUGGGCUGUUUAAUCGUUUUGUAUACCCAUAUUUUCCUAUUAUAUGUAAAAGCGAGUUAUGUCCGAACGGGGUAUUGGCUCCAUCGGUACUUCAAGAUCUCCCAUUAUCUUUACUUUCCGCGAUAUACGCAACGGCUUUGCCAUUUAUGUUAUAUGACGACCUUCUUGCUACGACCAUUGUUCAUAAUCCACCUCCUGCGCAUACACUUUUUCGAAUUGCUUGGAUUUCUGUUACUCAGGAAUUACACACUCCUAGACUUGCAACAUUACAAGCUUGUCUUUUGUUACUACAGCGAGCUCCUACAAAUCGAUUUACGACAGAUACACCUUGGAAGACGAGUUUGGUAGGGUGGACAGUGAGUCUUGCUCAGACUCUUGGACUUUCCAGAGAGUGUAGUGAUUGGUCGAGUUUACCAUCAUGGGAAAUUACGUUGAGGAGGCGUCUCUGGUUUGGUGUUUUUAUUAUGGAUAAAUGGGCGUCAUUAGGAGCAGGAAUGCCAAGUCACAUCCGUGUUGAUGAUGUUGACGUUUUGCCUCUUACGGACAACGAUCUCGAUGGACCAUCAAUCGACCCGAAUCAAAAUGCAAUACCUGGGUUCUUGGAGCCAGAAGCAGACACCACCCAUUUCAAACUUCUCUCUGAGCUCACCACGAUAUUGAGCGACAUCAUGGACUCAUACUUCUCACUCCGUGCCACGCAACGAACAUCAAAAGAUUUCCCACUUUCUUUACAGCUAGCUCGUAGCCUCCGAGAAAGGUUGAAAAAUUGGAAUGAUUCGCUACCCCCUAAUUUAGCGAUCCGACAACCUGAACGGAGUGAUUCACUGGGUUCGGCUCGCUUAAGUGGAAAUCCAUCCCUUUCCCUCGCCUUUAUCGUUACGCAAAUGACGCUUUUCCGCGCGCUCUUACGACCACUUGAGAACCUGAGUACUGAAGAAGUCUCAGGAGGCGGAGAAGCUGUUAGAGCCGUGAGACAGGGUGCUAAGCAGUGUGCCAAGGACGUUGUGGAAUUUGUGGAACAUUUGGGACGUGGAGCGUUAGAUGCAUUUUGGCAUUCUUGUAAAUUCACCCUUAUUUUCUUUCUCUCCCCUUUUCCUCUGCUCAUAUCUCUUCUCUCCUCCCUUUCUCCUAUUCUUCCUCUAAUAGAGCCCAGGGUCCCGCGCCAACUUCGCCAUCGCCUCCUCGUUCCUCAUGCAGCUCCACAUCGUCUUUGAACACGACGCUGAAUUCGUCGAAGUCAAGGAUCUGGUUGCCCGGUGGAGGUGGGCUAUGAGGAUUGGCAGUGGGAAUACCGGGAAUGGACUGAUGAGUCUUGGGUUGUUGAGGUUGGAUGGCAUGAUGAGGGCGGAGAAUGGGAGUGUGAGCGGCAAUGCGAAUGGGAGUGUGAAUGGUGGGCCUGGGCCGGGGAGUACUUGUAGUUGAUGAAUGUUGGAUUUUUAAGCGAGCGAAGCUGUGUAUUUUGAGAGUGAGAGUGAUUUUAUGGGUCUGAGGCUCUGUCUGGAGGGAGUUUUGUUUUGGAUGAGGGUGGGAGUCGGUGUGGGGGUGUGGAUGAGGGUAAAAUGAUUUGGGUAAUGAGAUUAAUUGGGUAGUGCAUGGAUGGAUGCAAGGAUGGAUCCGGGGAUGGAUUUGCAUGGGUCUAGUAUGGAAUGGAAUGAAAUGCUACUUGGGGAUACUAAAUUGGGGAUUGAUAGCAAGAUGGAGGGGGGAAUUGUAGAUACUGUAGUGUAGGUUGAUGUGACUAUGUUAGUCCUGUUCCUAUGAGUGUACUCUGGAUAGGAAAUUGUCUUCUAUAUGUAGGCGCGUGAUGGACGACUGGUUUCAUGAUGAUAGGAGGUUGGUGGUAAG
Molecule: messenger RNA, 2792 nt
Organism: Hymenoscyphus albidus
Lineage: Eukaryota; Fungi; Ascomycota; Leotiomycetes; Helotiales; Helotiaceae
Source: the annotation of a GenBank genome assembly